CCAAGGAGAACAGUGAGCCCAAACCUAGCAAGCCUCUUUGGUAAACUUGUUCCUCCUAGUCUUUGCUAUUUAGAUCAUCUAUACUAUGCUAACACAAGGUAACGAGAGAGAAACAGUAUGAUUUACACGGAACAGCAAGAUAACGAGAGGAAGCAAAACCUAGGGUCGUUAUUCCAUUAUAUCGUUUAUCUUAAUGUCAAUCAAGCUCAAGUACGCACUUUGGUUCACGGCUUGAGGCUUGCUCUUCACCUCUUUCUCUCUCGGGGAGAAACAGAUAGACCCAUAGCUAAAAUGUCUUGCAUCAAACACUAUCUGGGUCUCCAAUGGCGAAAUGGUUCUUGUCAGAAAGCGGAUUAGACCAAUUAAUUAGACCCCUCCCUCAAGCCUUCCCAAAACCCAGAGCUGGACUCUCCACUCAAUCAUAUGUUGGCGGGUUUUUAAACAACCCCUUUUCUUGUGCUCCAACCCUGUCCGCUAGGGAGAGAAAAUGCGCUCUUCAGGUGAGUUCUCGAUUGAAGGUUGGAUCUGUAGAUGAGGUUGAUUUUGACCCUGGUGCACCGCCGCCGUUCAAAUUGGCCGAUGUUAGGGCUGCCAUUCCGAAGCAUUGCUGGGUUAAGGACCCAUGGAGAUCCAUGAGCUUUGUUGUGAGAGAUGUGGGGGUUGUUUUUGGCUUAGCAGCAGCAGCUGCCUAUCUCAACAAUUGGCUUGUGUGGCCUCUUUAUUGGGCUGCUCAAGGCACCAUGUUCUGGGCUCUCUUUGUUCUUGGCCAUGAUUGUGGGCAUGGAAGCUUUUCAAACAACCACAAUCUAAAUAGUGUGGUUGGCCAUCUAUUACAUUCUUCAAUUCUCGUGCCGUAUCAUGGAUGGAGAAUUAGCCAUAGGAUUCAUCAUGAGAAUCAGGGUCAUGCCGAGAAUGAUGAAUCAUGGCACCCGUUGUCUGCAAAAAUUUACAAUCAUCUGGAUGGGAUUACCCGAACUUUACGAUUUACCAUUCCUUUCCCCUUGCUUGCGUAUCCCUUUUACCUGUGGCAUAGAAGCCCUGGAAAGACUGGUUCUCACUUCGAUCCAAACAGCCCAUUGUUUGUACCCAGCGAAAGGAAAGAUGUGAUUACGUCCACUCUCUGCUGGACAGCAAUGGCUGCUUUACUUGUGGGUUUAUGUUUUGUGAUUGGCCCUGUUCAAAUACUCGAACUCUAUGGCAUUCCAUAUUGGGGUUUUGUAAUGUGGCUGGAUUUCGUGACCUACUUGAAUCACCAUGGUCAUGAAGAUAAGCUUCCGCGGUAUCGUGGAAAGGAAUGGAAUUAUCUGAGAGGAGGGCUGACGACUCUUGACCGCGACUAUGGAUGGAUUAGUAACAUCCACCACGAUAUUGGAACCCAUGUUAUACACCACCUCAUUCCCCAGAUCCCACACUACCACUUGACAGAAGCGACUGAGGCAGCGAAGCCUGUGCUUGGGAAGUAUUACCGGGAGCCCAAGAAAUCGGGACCUCUACCAUUCCACUUGAUUGGAGACUUAAUUCGGAGCCUGAAUCAAGACCACUAUGUCAGUGAUGAUGGGGAUGUUGUAUACUACCAGACUGACCCCAAGCUUAGUGGCUCUUCUAAAUCAAAGUGAAGCCACUGAAAGCAAAUACGGCUGGCAAGAAGUCAGUUACCUGAAUCAUCGUUGCUGAGAGAGAGAGAGAGAGAGGGAGAGAGACCAACUAGUAAUAUGAUUGUGGCUAUCAAUCUCCUCUCUGCCGCAAAUGCAUUGUAUUGCUUUGAUGAGGUUCCAAAUUCAGGGAAACUGGGAAAUAUUGGAUCCUUUUGGCAGUGUUGUGUGGACAAGGUGAAGGGGUAUUGAAAUCUACUGAUAGUUGCUAGGACCCAUGAAGAUUUGUUGUCUUUUGCACAUUCUGUGGUUGACAGGAAAACAAUGAAAACUAUAACGUAUAGUGUACAUCAUACGCUUGAAACUGCUGAAAAUACAUGUUAUAAUUUAGUAAAAGCGUGCUAUAAUUUUCAAGUGGUAAUUUAUUCCAAAAACUUCUGGCUAGAGCUAUGGCAUUGUUGGACAGGUUAGGCCCACCUGAAGCAGGCCUCAUUAGUGAUACAACAUGGUUAUAAGGUCUGACCCAUCAAAUCACUUGUAGCUGCUUUGCCACACAAGCUACUGGAGCCACAGUGCUUUCACUUGGGAUUUUCUCGUUGAAUUGAGGGGGAUAUUCCACUGCCGCU
Messenger RNA from Diospyros lotus (date-plum), 2218 nucleotides. RefSeq names its product omega-3 fatty acid desaturase, chloroplastic-like. Gene Ontology annotation, biological process: lipid metabolic process. NCBI's taxonomy places the organism in Eukaryota, Viridiplantae, Streptophyta, Magnoliopsida, Ericales, Ebenaceae. Gene Ontology annotation, molecular function: oxidoreductase activity, acting on paired donors, with oxidation of a pair of donors resulting in the reduction of molecular oxygen to two molecules of water. The record is from RefSeq and is a predicted model, not a curated record.